UAGUGAUGAUCAUGCACAAUUUAUCUGGAGGGUGGCGGUAGUGCGCUAAGUUAGUCCGCAUCCGCCGUUAAACAAGCAACUGAAGAAGAAGAAGAAGAGAGGAGAAGAGAAGGGCUACGAUGGUCCUCAUCAAGGAGUACCGUGUGGUUUUACCCUGUAGUGUUGAGGAGUAUCAAGUGGGACAGCUGUUCUCGGUGGCUGAAGCAAGUAAAAAUGAGACGGGCGGCGGUGAGGGCAUCGAGGUACUCAAGAACGAGCCCUACGAAAAGGACGGCGAGAAAGGACAGUACACACACAAAAUCUACCACAUAAAGAGUAAAGUCCCAGCAUUUGUCAAGAUGAUUGCCCCUACAGGCUCCCUUGUCUUCCAUGAAAAAGCCUGGAAUGCCUACCCUUACUGCAGAACCAUCGUGACGAAUGAGUAUAUGAAAGACAAUUUCUUCAUUAAGAUUGAGACGUGGCACAAACCAGACCUUGGAACACAAGAAAAUGUGCACAAACUAGACAGUUCCACGUGGGACACUGUGAGUGUUGUGCCCAUUGACAUUGCAGACAGAAGUCAAGUGUCCAACGCUGACUACAAGCCAGACGAGGACCCCGCCACGUUCAAAUCAACGAAGACCGGCCGAGGACCCCUGGGGCCCACCUGGAAGAAAGAGCUGGUUAGUAACACUGACUGCCCGCGGAUGUGUGCCUACAAACUGGUCACAGUCAAGUUCAAGUGGUGGGGCCUGCAGACCAAAGUGGAGAACUUCAUCCAUGAGCAAGAGAAGAGGAUCUUCAAUAACUUCCACCGCCAGCUCUUCUGUUGGAUUGAUAGGUGGGUGGAGCUGAGCAUGGAUGAUAUCCGGCGGAUGGAGGCAGAGACACAGAGGGAGCUGGACGAGAUGCGUGAGAAGGGCUCUGUGCGAGGCACAAAGGCUGCAGAUGAGUAGCCAGGCCAGGUGUAGGUCUGAGUGUCUUCGCAGACGGGGAGAAGUACGAGGAACCAGUGCUGCAGACGAAUGAAAAAGGCCAAUCUUUAGUUUUUAAACUCCCACCAUGACCGCAGCGGUGGAGACUGCUACGAGGGCUUUUUUGGUGCAACUUCUUUUUUUUUUUUUACCAGAACUGAUUCACGGCGGGGAGGGAGGUGGGUGGGUGGGGGCCUCUGCUACCUGCAAUCAAUAGAGCAGAUCCCUGACUCGCACCCCAAUCAUAGAGUUUCAAUCCCCCGAGGAAUUGAUUUUUCUAGAAACCAACCCGAUCCCAGCUGAUAAGACUCUGAUAAGAUUAUUUUGAUCUUCUGGGCAGAGAGACGCCAGCUAUCAGCAUCAUGUUCUUCACAAUGACCAAGGCUUCUGGAGAGAUACCAACAGGAGCUCCUCCUACACUAGAGUUUUCAUUGGCUGAUUCCACAGUGGCAGGCAGGCGUUGGACCAAACAUUUCCUCCUGUCGUAUUUUAGAUUUUCCUUUUUUUUUUUUCUCUCCUCCUAAAACAUUCCUCCUGAAGACGAUGCCCUGUCUGGCUUCUCUUUGUCUCCUCCUCGGUCUUUACCGUACACACUGGCCCGGUGGAUUGCAUUCCCCGGCAUGAGUCUGUCUGCUUGUCAUACUCAUGUUGCUUCCUGCCACAGCCUCCAUUAAGAGAUUACUAACACCCUUGGCGCCUUGGCCCGUUGUAAUCCCCCGCCCCCACCAAUCCUCCACCCAAAGCACUGCAUCUUUUUAACACUGACAAUCAUGCCCGUGCAGGUUUUCACUCUCCCUCUUACACAGAUUUUAAUAGAACCCACACACACAUUCAUAUGACGCAUAUAUGUCGAGGAUAAACAUGUGAAUUCAUUCUCUCUCUCUCACACACACACACACACACACACACACACACACACACACACACACACACAGGUGUGGAUGCCUUUGUGGUGACUGAUCUCUUAAAAGCUCAAGCUGGGCAGAUCUGUGCGAGCUUGUUCAGCUAAGAGAUGUUACUUUGGAAGAGUUUACAGCUCCCACUGGUUUUCUUUAUGUGUCAAUGUCUUCAGAAUAGGGAGAGAGAGAGAGUGUGUGUGUGGGUGUGUGAGAGAACAAAAAAUCUACAACGCAGCAUUCACCUCCCUAGCAGAUGUCCCCAGAGGAAAGAAAAACUGCACUGAAAAACAGCCACAGAUGGUGCUACACCCCUCCAGCCUCCACCACAAGCUAAACUGCAGCGCAGUGCUCACCCCAGCUCACCCCAGAGGCCCGUCUCACUCCUCGGCUUCUCGGAGGUAAACGGUUUCCAAAAGGCCUCUUCUCUUCAUUCUAGGUGUGUUUACAGAUUCAUAACAACAAGUCGACACCAGCACCACACGCUGCUUGCCUUAAUCUCCGGACCUAUUAUUAUUGUUUUUAUUAUUAUUAUUAUUAUUAUUAUUAUACCUAUCGUACCUCUGCUGCCAGCUAUUGCUCUAGCUACCUCCCUUGUUUCUGACUGUUUUCCUGACACCUAAACGUGAGCACAAGCCUAUCGGCCUGCUACUUGUUAGGACCAAAUCAUGGCAGGCGGAGCUUUACGGGCAAAGUCGUUUGUGAUUCCCCCUUUAUUUUCUUACGUGUGACCACCUUUUGUUUCCUGACAAGUGUCGAUGUGUGAAACUCCUUCAUCCAGCAAACGUAAGUAGCAGCGGGGUCGGCCUGUACACUACACCGCUGUUGGUGCUGCAGGUUUACAUCUUCGCCUCAGAUUUAGGGCUGCAACUAACCAUUCAUUAAUAGUUGAUGAAUUUGUCAGUUUUCCCGAUCGAUUAGCUGUUUGGCCUUUUUUAAAAUGGUUAAAAAAAAAUGUCAAUCAGUGUUUUCCCAAGAUGACACCCCAAUAUAUCUUGUCCAGCAACUCACACACAAGAUAGUCAGUUUACUGUCCUAUGGGAUUUAAGAAACUUAUAUUAAAAAUAUUCACAUAUAAGAAGCUGGAAUCAAGAGAAUUCUUUUACUUUCUGAUGACUCAAACCGAUCAGUCCAUUAUCAAAAUAGUCGGCGAUUAAUUUAAGUUGACAACUAAUCAAUCUUUGCAGCCUUACUCAGAUCAGCCUUUUGGAUGGAGAUGCCAUAUUAUUGAGUGCACUUUCUCCCCUUUAGGCUUCAGAAUCAUGCUCAUCACAAGUGUUAAAUACAUAUUUUAUAUAGUACAAGUGGUUCCCUCAUUUGAUCCUUGUUCUUUUUGUCAUACGUCAGUAGGGAUGCACCGAAUCCAGAUUUUUGGGGUUCGACUGAAUACCGAAUCCACUGGUUAAGAUUGUGUUGACUCGU
Perca flavescens (yellow perch) is the source of this 3271-nucleotide messenger RNA. RefSeq names its product phosphatidylinositol transfer protein beta isoform. The transcript is spliced from 12 exons. Gene Ontology annotation, cellular component: cytoplasm. Gene Ontology annotation, biological process: phospholipid transport. The record is from RefSeq and is a predicted model, not a curated record. Lineage: Eukaryota; Metazoa; Chordata; Actinopteri; Perciformes; Percidae. Bases 120 to 935 code for a protein of 271 amino acids. Gene Ontology annotation, molecular function: phosphatidylcholine intramembrane carrier activity; phosphatidylcholine binding; phosphatidylinositol binding.